This is a messenger RNA of Chlorella variabilis, 1002 nucleotides long. RefSeq lists its product as hypothetical. The coding region runs from base 1 to 1002 and encodes 333 amino acids. The record is from RefSeq and is a predicted model, not a curated record. NCBI's taxonomy places the organism in Eukaryota, Viridiplantae, Chlorophyta, Trebouxiophyceae, Chlorellales, Chlorellaceae. The transcript is spliced from 4 exons.
AUGAAGGGCGCCCUCAAUGUGCCCAGCUCCCACAGGGACCAGAGCCCCACCCCAGAGCGCCGCGGAACGCUGAACUCCCUGCAACCGCUGUCCAGGCUAUGCGGGCCGGCCCUCAAUGCGGUGCCCGACUUCAAGUACCUGGGCAUCACCUUCCACUGCUGCAAGCCGCUAGGGGAGUCUGCUGCCGCUGCCCGCGCGGCGGUGGCCCGCUUUGCCGCUGCAUCGUUUGAGGCGCGAUGCGAGGAGCUGGGCUUGGAGGCAGCCAAGCUACUGCUGACCCUUUAUGACGUGCUUGUGGACUCUACGCUGUCCUAUGCCGGCGCAGUGUGGGCCCCUGGGCUGGCGAUGGCUGCGGCGGCACGCCCUGUUGUGAGCGGCGGCGCUGGACGCAGCACCCCGUUGUCGGAGCCCGAGCUGCAGCACCUGCGGUUCCUGAGGCGCCUUCUGGCGCUGCCGCGCAGCACCCCCGCCGCCACUAUCCUGGCAGAGGCAGGCCAGCCGCCGCUCCAUGCCCGCUGGCUGCGGCAGGCAGCCCGCCUGUGGAACAGCUUGGUGACCGCCCCUGAGGGCAGCAUGCCGCGGCUGGUCGUGCAGGCAGCGGCAGCGGUGGCAGUAGAUUGCGCAGACGUGCUGCCACAGCGGCAGCCUUGGGCCGCCCAGCUGGCGCACAGCCUCCGGGCUGUGGGCCUGACGUUUGAGCCGCUCCACAUGGACAAGAUUAGCCCGGACAGCGCGCAGCAGGCAACCUUGCGGCUCCACCUGGCGCGUGUGACGCAAGAGACGCCCGCCCACACCCGGCUGCGCCACUACUUCUGCGAUGUGCGCCCGGAGUGUUGUAGCCUGGAUGGGUAUGGCCGCCCACCGUAUGUCACGGAGGUUUUACGGCAUUUUCACAAAUCUGCCGCCGCCCGCUGUAAACUUUACGUUGAACUCUUUACUGUCGUGGUAAAUGCGUCCCAGGACAGCAGUGAACCAUUAAAUCGUUACUUUACUUUACUUUAG